AUGGUUCCAAGUCGCGAACUAAUUAAUGAACGUAAUGGAGUGAACGUAAAAAAAAAUGAUGAACUCUUGAAACGAAGAUUGGAUACGGUGGUUGGUAGUAUUCCAUGGCGGAUUGCCAAGGCAGGUGUGUUUUUUUGCGUAAUUUGGGUUACUCGGCCCGCAGAAGUGUUCGGUGAUGGAUGUUGCGGUGAUUUAGAGGUUGCGUUUAGCGAUUGGGAUUUUUGUUUCCAUCGAAGAUUAUCUAUUUAUCCAGUCAAUCCCGGGAAACUUGAUAAUAUAUGUUGUGACGACAAUGUGACUAUUCUAAGUUAA
Messenger RNA from Loa loa (African eye worm), 312 nucleotides. RefSeq lists its product as hypothetical. The record is from RefSeq and is a predicted model, not a curated record. Bases 1 to 312 code for a protein of 103 amino acids. The transcript is spliced from 2 exons. NCBI's taxonomy places the organism in Eukaryota, Metazoa, Nematoda, Chromadorea, Rhabditida, Onchocercidae.